UCAGCGACGCACACUUAAAAAGUAAGGACGCUUCAGUGGAAGAUUUAAAGAAAAUAGUUUAAAUUCUGAAACCGAAAUGUGCGAUUAUAUAUACUGUAUACAUGUAUGAUUUUAUUGUAUGUAAUGUGUAAGAGAUACUCGAGAUAAGUGCGUGUUAGAUCAGGUCUCCUUAUUUUCCAUCUUUUUCAUAUUGGAAACUAUAAACGAACAUUUCCGUCAUUCUACUUCAGCAUGGACCCAGAUGCGGGACGUAACAGAUCUCAAUGUGGAUAAAAGAAACGCAUCAUGAACAUCUUUAAUCCCAUUUCAUUUUAUUUAGUGACAAGCACGCGACCCCAAGACCACACGCCGACUGAACUCAGUAAGCAGCUUUAAUAUUUAACAAAGGGCUUUUGCUCAGCUGGAACAGACACGGACUGUUUGAAACGUGCACUUUAUCUCUUGAAAAUGCAGAAGAUGAUCAUCAACAGGAUCGUCAGGAUACACAUUCUGUCGCGCGCUACUGGUUGGCGUGGUCUAUCGUCUGUGUCUGGUCCAAGAGUUUGUGUUGUAGGAGGCGGUCCGGCGGGUUUUUACACGGCACAGCAGCUGCUGAAGGCUCGGCAAGAUGCGCUUGUUGACAUUUAUGAACGGCUACCCGUGCCGUUUGGACUGGUGCGGUUUGGGGUCGCCCCCGAUCACCCUGAGGUUAAGAAUGUUAUAAACACUUUCACACAGACGGCCCAUCAUGAGCGAUGCAGUUUCCACGGUAAUGUGAACGUGGGAAGAGACGUCAGUGUUGAGGAAUUAAGGCAGGCCUACCACGCCGUUGUUUUGAGUUAUGGAGCAGAAGCAAACAGGCCCAUAGGAAUUCCCGGGGAAAACUUAUCCGGCAUUUUUUCAGCUAAAGACUUCGUCGGCUGGUACAACGGGAUUCCUGCCAAUAAAGAGUUAUGCCCUGACCUGAGCUGUGAGACGGCUGUGAUUUUGGGACAGGGAAACGUGGCCCUGGACGUGGCCCGGAUUCUUCUGUCCCCUCUGGACACGUUGAAGACUACAGAUAUUACCCAGCAUGCACUGAAAGCUUUAGCGGGCAGCGGCGUCCGCAGGGUCCUGAUCAUCGGUAGAAGAGGUCCUCUUCAGAUCGCAUGUACCAUCAAGGAACUCAGAGAACUGGUGAAUCUGCCAAACACCCGGGCAGAAAUGCUGCUCAGUGACUUUGAGGGAAUUAAAGAGACUUUAAAAGACCUCCCCAGGCCGAGGAAAAGACUGACCGAUUUGUUGAUGAAAGCGGUGAAUGGAGGAGAGGAUAAAGCUGAGAAGUCCUGGAGCUUCCGCUUCAGUCGGAGUCCCGUGGAGGUUCUUGCAGGGGCUGAUGGGAAACGAGCUGCAGGAAUCCGAUUGGCUCUCAAUAAACUCGAGGGUUCGGGAGAGAACGCGCGGGCCGUACCCACAGAUCAGCUGGAGGAUGUGGACUGUGGUCUGAUCAUCAGCAGUAUUGGAUACAAAAGCAUUCUUAUAGACCCCGCGGUGCCCUUUGACCCCCGUAGGUCUGUGGUGCCCAAUGACAUGGGAAGAGUUCAGGACACACCAGGCCUGUACUGCAGCGGCUGGGUCAAACGCGGACCCACAGGAGUGAUCGCCACCACCAUGAAUGACAGUUUUGAUACGGCACGUGUUUUGCUGCAGGAUAUGGAGACGGGCGAGCUGGACCUGUCAAUCAAGAAACCGGGCGCACAGGCCAUAUCUGCUCUUCUACAAACACGAGGUGUGAGAACAGUUUUAUUUUCCGACUGGGAGAAAAUCAACGCCGAGGAGGAGCGGAGAGGAAAACCCCACGGAAAACCCAGGGAGAAACUUCUGGACGUGGAGGAGAUGCUGCAAAUCGCCUGGUCGUGAGAUCAGAGGCGCCUGGACUCUGUUUGACAUUCUUGAACCGCUGCCCAGAAUGACUGGCUGACUGCCACGUUGAGUGGGCUUUUAGUGCAAAUCCCCCAAGGGUAAAACCUCUCAUGCACAAGUUUGUUUGCCGAGAAAUAAAAGUUCUGUCCCUGUUUGCUUACCCUCGUGUGUUUACAAACCCAUAAGCCCACAAAAGAUGUGUAAAUACAAAAGGUGAAUGACAUUUGAAUAAUUGCAUAUUUCAUUGUUUUGUGUGGCUUUAGAGUUGAUAUGUACAGUAACAGGUCACAUGGGGUCAUUUUAUGGCGCUUUUUAUCCUCUAUGGAGCUUGAGUUCACAGUGUGCUUUUAUUGGAUAGAAAAGAUAUCAUACUGAAAUGGUUGUUGGAGUCACAUCAGUGUUGAGGAAUUAAGGUCAGAAACGUACGAGUCUGUGCCCUGAAGGAAGCGUUUAGUUAAUGUACUGAUGGGUUUGUGAGUCUGACGCUCGUCACAUGCUGCUGAAGAGACAUUGAUGUGUGUUGUUGUCAUGGAGACAGAGGGGCGGGACCUGGGCACUGACAGGGUGUUCGUGGAUGGACUGCUGACCCACUUCAGUACGUGUCUGUGUGUGUUGAGAUGACUGCAGAUGGAAAUCAGCUUGUGUUCUCUUGAGCAAACGCUAUGAAUUGACAACGUGCGACUGCGUGUUAAAUGUCCUGAACUAUAUUUAUAUUAGAGGUGUAACAUCACCAGGGUUGCCAGAUCUGCAUAACAAAAGCAGCCCAAAGCAACAACAACAUACUCAAACUCAAAAUGUGUCACUUGUAAAACCUAAAAUAGUUCAGUCUUAUUUAUGCAUUAUACAAACAUUUACUUGAAAAUCACUUUGUAGUUGUCAAAAACGUAGUCGGGUCUGCAGGAAAACGGUGGACUUGGCAACCCUGCACAUCACCUCUGUGGUACUAACAAAAGAAAGUCUCACAGACAAAAAAAGACUUUCUUUUUGGGUGAAUCAUUUCUUUAAAAGUAAGUUUUUUAACCUAUUGUGCUAAAUAUUAUGAGUAAUGCCUUUAUUCUGAAUAUGCAUACAGUAUGUGUUGCUCUUUAAUUGAAAUAUCUAUAAAUAUGUUUCAGAGAAUCGAGUAACUGGAGAUUAUAGUUAUCACUACUGUUUCCUGUAAGCACUACUGAUUAAACCUGUUCAAGAUAUCUGAUGUCACGUGCUGUUUUCAUGGCUUCUAGAAAAGCUUUUUCUGUUUUAAAUAAACAAACGUCAGUAAUUGCUUGAAUGAAUAUGGGAUGGGGCUUUCAUGCAGAUAAACACAGAGUCUUGGUGAGAAACUGCAAUGGAGAUUUUCCAAGCCAAGUAAAAAUAUAAUACAAAAAAAGUGUAAAAUGCACACUACACAUUCAUGUAGAAAAAUUAUCUUUAUUCGAGUUUAGUUUUCUUAUCCCAUUGGCAGAUAUUUUUUCAGAUCUCUUUUAAGCAUGCUAACAAGACUUAAGAUUGCUUCUCAGAUAAAUUGAUUGAAUAUGAAGGUAUUUGUACUGGCUUAUAGACACAUAUAGACAAUGUAAGAUCAUUUGACUAUUUUUUGCACGUUGAGGCUGUUGAGUGAUGUUGAAACAGGAUUCGUAUGAAACACCGGCAUCUCUCUGACUGUGCCAAACACAUUUCCGCUCUACUUACCCAUUUAUAUGAAAUAUGAAAAUGAUUUUAUUUAAGAUGACUCGAUGUAUUACACAUACGAAAAGAAUCUCUACAAUGUCUUUGUUGUCUUUCACAUGGUGAUGUAUUAUAAAAUGUGUAAGAGUCUGGAGAUCGAUGAUCCAUGUACUCUCAGGCGUCUUUAUUCACGCUUGGCUCUCUGAAAAGUGCCUUUCCUGAUGUUUGUUUUGCUGCCGUUAUUUACAGGACUGUCUGAGAUUUGAUUGUUUAAUGUUGAGCUGCUUCCAACAACAUAUCCAUUCAUUUACAUAAAAAUAAACUUUCAGAAAUAAAUUUCAUAACUGCAGUCUAAUCUAACUGGACUUUCCAGAAAACAGGAUCUCGCUCACAGAAAAGGAAGUUCAGACAGGAAAGCAAAUGAUGUAAUGACCAAUUCUUUCCUUGACGUCACAGUACUUUUAGGGAUGUUAAUCUUGUAAUGAGCUCAUCUUUUAAACAAAGUGCACAUGAAGUUACACAAAAAAAGUUGCACGUUAUGAAAAGCAAAGCAGCAACUACCCUGAUUUUGUUUCACGUUGAUAAACCCAAACCUGUGUAUGACUUUUUCUUCAGAGGAACACAAAAGAAGAUAUUUUGAGAAACGUCUCAGUGGUUUUGUGUUCAUACAGUGGAAGUCAACGGGGUUCAGUGUUGUUUGGAUGUUUACGUUCUUCAAAAUGUUUUCUUUUGUGUUCAGCAGAAGAAAGAAAGUCAUUCAGGUUUGAGUAAAUGACAGAAUUUGCCUUUUUGGAUGUACUGUCCCUUUGGAAAUGUGGAAUAGAAGAAAUAAACAUCAGUUGCACAAUGUUCAAUGAGGUUAAAGUCGAGGCUUCCAAGAGCAGGGGUGGACAAUCUCUGGAGGGUUUUCUACAAAAUCUAAGCAGUCUUGAGGAUUGAAAAUCACAUGCAAGUGUCAUUUAUUACGGUUACAAAAACAAAAGUAAACACCCACACAGCAUCUUAUCUCUAUUAUGACACAGCAACAUCAGUCGGAAUGUGAAAUUUCCAAACUCCAGCAGGAUGUAAUAAAGAAAACCUCCAUGCCUUGAUUUACUCACACCAUCAGACCCUUACAACUACAUCUUUAGUGUGUCGUCCAAGUGUUACAUGGGUAAUUCUCUUCUUGUAAAGAGGAUCAUUGACGGAUUCCAGUUUGUGAGAAUACAGACGUCUAGUCAAAGUUCAGUGAUUAAAUGAACUGCUUGUUUCAAAAGCCACAUUAUAUUUUUUAUGGUUUCGAAGUAAAUACUUCCAUAUUUCCUGAAA
Triplophysa rosa is the source of this 4836-nucleotide messenger RNA. It is a transcript of the gene fdxr, whose product is annotated as ferredoxin reductase. The record is from RefSeq and is a predicted model, not a curated record. Gene Ontology annotation, biological process: ubiquinone biosynthetic process. NCBI's taxonomy places the organism in Eukaryota, Metazoa, Chordata, Actinopteri, Cypriniformes, Nemacheilidae. The transcript has 12 exons. Gene Ontology annotation, cellular component: mitochondrion. Bases 448 to 1878 code for a protein of 476 amino acids.